AUGAGUUCCUCCUACGACACGCGCUCCAUCUUUUCCGAGCCCUGCGCCCCCACCGAACCCGGUCCCUCCGACUACACUCGUCCCAGGCGCAACGAGCAUUUGGCCGUUCUUCUCCCCAAGCGACUCUGGAAGCCCGACUCCCAGGCCGCCCACUGCGAUACCUUCUCCUGCCGCAAGCACUUCUCCAUCUGGGAGCGUAGACACCACUGCCGGAAGUGUGGCGGUGUGUACUGUGGUGAUUGCAGUAGCAAGACCACCUCCCUCCUCGACACCUCGAACCUCAACUUCUUUCACCCGCCCCGCAAUGUUCCCAUCAUCGUCUACGACUCGCCGACGUCUCAGGUCCUCGAGUCUCGCGUGUGCAAUGACUGCCACGAUCUGAUCCACGGGCGCAAGUCGCCCAGGUCUCCCGUCAUCUCCAAAGCGAGCCCCAUUGCCCUCGUGCGCGAGUCUGAGACCGGCUUCGCCUCGGGCUCCUCGUCCCUGUCCUCUUCCGUUUCUACCCCCUCCGACAGUUCCCCGCUCCAUGCUCUGCCCCCGCGCCCUCGCCCCCGGCGGACCCACACCUCGCCUCGCAUCUCACCCUCCUCUCCCCUCGUCACCACCACCCCACUGCCGAACAACCCGGUCCUUAUUGCGGACGCCGAACUGUUGGGCGAGCUCGAGGCGUACCCUCUUCGCAUCGCCAGCAACGUCUGCAAGGCCACUGGUGGCGGACGUUGGGAGCCUAAGCCGAUCCCGGAGUACGUGACCAAGCGCAUUCCUGGGUGCAAGCCCGCGUACGAGCUUGAGCUUGAGCGCGAGGAGGCCGAGCGCAAGCUUCGUCGCGCCAACCCGGUCUUCAGGGAUGGUGACUUCCAGCUCCGUGCCCCACGCGAGAUGGAGCCUAGGUCGCCAGGCGGCCCCUUCACCCUGUCCACUUUUUGA
This is a messenger RNA of Epithele typhae, 927 nucleotides long. RefSeq names its product FYVE-domain-containing protein. The record is from RefSeq and is a predicted model, not a curated record. The coding region runs from base 1 to 927 and encodes 308 amino acids. The transcript is spliced from 4 exons. NCBI's taxonomy places the organism in Eukaryota, Fungi, Basidiomycota, Agaricomycetes, Polyporales, Epitheliaceae. Gene Ontology annotation, molecular function: metal ion binding.